AGCCAGACAGAUGUCAAGUUGGAUAACGAACAGGCACACCGGUAGGAGAGACGACAAGUUCUUCACCAAAACAUCCUCCUCCUCUCUCUCGGAGCCUCAUUUUGAAGACCGCCCCCCCUUUGAAUUUUACCCUUCACAAACCAACCUCCUUACUACUUCCCUUCAUUUUCAGCCCGCCCUCCUUCGGCUUGCCCUGUCACUUUCGGGAUCUCUUUGCUUCCCUUGACUUUUCAAAACCAGCCCUGAAUGUACGCCCGCUCCCAAGAAUGUGGACCGAUCUGAACCUCUCAGACAUCCAUUCUCUGGACCGGAGUCAAGCCCGCGAGAUUCUUGCUCAGAUUGCACGUGUCGAGAAGAAAAGUUUCCCUGCCAAUGAGGGCAUGAGCUUUGGGGAGGAACUCUGGCGCAAGAAGCCCAACACGAGGGUUCUGUAUGCGACGACAGCGCAAACUUCAAGCGCAAGCCCGCCUGUUGUUCUAGCCUAUGCGGUCUACGUUCGCCAGAAGGGCCUUGCGCUGCUCCAUAAGGUCUGCGUAGCGGAGUCUUAUCGCCGUCAGGGAGUAGGGGUCCAACUAAUGGACUAUGUCCGAACUCGUCUGCAAAAGGAGGGUUGUCAGUAUAUCCAGCUAUGGGUGGACAAGGACAGGGCUCCCGCUAGAGCUUUGUAUGUCCGCAGUGGCUAUCAAGAGCGGGAAGAGAUUCCCGAUUACUAUGGACCUGGCCGGACUGGCAUUAGGAUGGUCCUGGAUCUGUAGUCGAAUGGGCCCUUGAGGACCUUGAAUUGUUGCUGGCCCCUGUCACUCCUGCGACAUCUUCUGUGCCCCUCGAUAAACCUGUCGCUUCAGAACCAAAGAGGAAAAGCGUCGAUUUCCCUCUGGCCAUCUGUCAAAUACCUCCAAUUCUCCGAGUCAGGGUGCUGACGGUUCCGAUGGUGGUUGGAGGGUGAUUCGCUCCUUGGCCUUCCGUCGCCAUCCCUUGCAGGAGGGGGGGUAGAGCCUACAUUUCACAACGUGAGCAUUAACGCGCCGUGAACCAUCAAUCUCUAACCAUUCCCAUACUCAAGUGACGUCAAACAUAUCCAGGCAUGGCUCUUUUUGAAGGGGAUGCAAGCUUCGCGCCUCUCCUG
This is a messenger RNA of Aspergillus homomorphus CBS 101889, 1126 nucleotides long. RefSeq names its product GNAT family N-acetyltransferase. The transcript has a single exon. NCBI's taxonomy places the organism in Eukaryota, Fungi, Ascomycota, Eurotiomycetes, Eurotiales, Aspergillaceae. The record is from RefSeq and is a predicted model, not a curated record. The coding region runs from base 267 to 755 and encodes 162 amino acids. Gene Ontology annotation, molecular function: acyltransferase activity, transferring groups other than amino-acyl groups.